GCACAUCGGAACCUAAGCAGGAAAUGUUACCCGGUGUUUAGGACCAGCGAGUGAGUAGGCUACCAAUUUAAUAAUGAAAGUCACAUUGACUAUGCUGGGACUAGAUAAUGCGGGGAAAACAGCAACUGUGAGAGUCAUUAAAGGAGAAAACCCUGAGGAUGUGUUUCCCAAUGUGGGAUUUUCUGCUGUGGGCCUGAAGAAGGGCCAGGUUGAUUUGUCCAUCUUCGACCUGGGCGGGACAGAGAGUUUCAGGGACAUUUGGAGGCACUACUUCCCCGAGUCCCAUGGUGUCAUUUUCGUGGUGGACUCCAGCGAUGUCCAACGGAUGCAGGAAACCAGGAAAGUCCUGGCCAAAGUCCUUGGGCACCCUCGUGUCGCUGGGAAGCCAGUUCUUCUUCUGGCAAACAAACAGGAUGUGAAUGGGGCCCUGUGCGAGGAUGACAUCAUUGACCGUCUGUCGCUGGAGGAAACCGUUACCCUGAACAAAUGCUACUGUCAAAUCGUACCGUGCUCGGCUGUGAAAAAAGUCGGGAAGAAAGCCAUCAAGAGCGGGCUGGACUGGCUUUUGAAAACCGUGGCCAGAGAUUACGAUGUCAUCAGUGAGCGUGUGCAGAAGGACACGGAGGAGCAGAGGGAGAAGGAGGCUGUGGAGAUGAGAGAGCGGGUCGAGAGGGUGCGUCUGAUUCGGGAGGAGAGGGAAAACAGGGAACGGGAGGAGGCUGAACAAGAGGGAAGGACAACAGAGACAGAAGAUGAGGGCAACAUGGCUAACCUAUUCAAGCCAACAGGAGACAUCAACUCCGAGAUGGGGGACAAGCAGAAAACAAACAGUGAGCUGCAGAUCACAAAGACUGACGCAGACAGCUGUCCAGAAAAGAAGUGGAAGUUUUGGCAGUGGAAGAAGAACAGGGUGGGGCCUCUGUCGUCAGUCUCAGCUAAAACACCUCGCCGCCUCAUGUCUGGUUUUAAACUGUUCAGGCGCAAUGCUGUGGCCCCCCUUUAAGAGCAGAAUUGAGUGACAUUGAAAUUAUCUUCUGCUCAGCCUUUUCGAUUUGAGCCAGAGCAGGACAUUACUCAGCAGGGCAGCACCGACAACAGCCCUCAUUAAAUGAAUCUAAAUGAUGAAGAUCGCAGGCCAGGGGAAAUGAGAGUAGGGCGUAAGAGAUGGUGUUUGUGCAGCAAGUGCUCGCCAUUGCCAACAGAGACAGAAA
Messenger RNA from Anguilla anguilla (European eel), 1211 nucleotides. RefSeq names its product ADP-ribosylation factor-like protein 13B. The coding region runs from base 74 to 1003 and encodes 309 amino acids. Gene Ontology annotation, biological process: non-motile cilium assembly; receptor localization to non-motile cilium. Lineage: Eukaryota; Metazoa; Chordata; Actinopteri; Anguilliformes; Anguillidae. The record is from RefSeq and is a predicted model, not a curated record. Gene Ontology annotation, cellular component: non-motile cilium; ciliary membrane. Gene Ontology annotation, molecular function: GTPase activity; GTP binding. The transcript is spliced from 8 exons.